AUCCUGCUGCUUUCUGUUUUCAUGAAAAGGAGACGACCGAGGAAUUUCCCUCCGGGACCUUUGAUCCUGCCCUUCCUGGGCAACCUACUCUACAUUGAUGUCAAACAGCCUCAUAUCGCCAUUGAGAAGCUUGCUGAGAAAUAUGGCAACAUUUUCAGCACGCAGAUGGGUAGCAUGACAUUUGUGAUUGUAAAUGGAUUCCAGCUGGUGAAGGAAGUGCUUGUCCAUCAGGGCGAUGACUUUCUUGAUCGACCACAAUUUCCUGUUAUCCAUGAAUUCUUCAAGACAUUUGGUGAGUUUUCUUCCAGUAUUUCUCAC
Pelodiscus sinensis (Chinese soft-shelled turtle) is the source of this 318-nucleotide messenger RNA. The record is from RefSeq and is a predicted model, not a curated record. NCBI's taxonomy places the organism in Eukaryota, Metazoa, Chordata, Testudines, Trionychidae.